Molecule: messenger RNA, 1127 nt
Organism: Protobothrops mucrosquamatus (brown spotted pit viper)
Lineage: Eukaryota; Metazoa; Chordata; Lepidosauria; Squamata; Viperidae
Gene: QPCT
Product: glutaminyl-peptide cyclotransferase
Molecular function (GO): glutaminyl-peptide cyclotransferase activity; zinc ion binding
Source: RefSeq, marked provisional
CUGCAACGGCAUGGCCAGAGAGAGACGGGAUCGCAAGGCGGCGGCAUUCUUCUGCCUGGCCUGGGCACUCUGCUUGGCUCUCCCGGGCUUCCCGCAGCAUGUGAGUGGCCGAGAAGACAGAGCGGACUGGACUCAGGAGAAGUAUUCCCAUCGUCCAACCAUUUUAAAUGCAACUUGUAUCCUACAAGUCACCUCACAGACAAAUGUUAAUCGCAUGUGGCAAAAUGACCUUCAUCCAAUCCUGAUUGAGAGAUAUCCAGGUUCACCUGGGAGUUAUGCUGUGCGGCAGCAUAUCAAGCAUCGCCUACAAGGAUUACAGGCUGGCUGGCUUGUUGAAGAAGACACGUUUCAGAGCCAUACUCCUUAUGGAUACCGCACUUUCUCAAAUAUAAUCAGUACUCUCAAUCCCCUUGCCAAGCGCCAUUUGGUGAUUGCUUGCCAUUAUGACUCAAAGUAUUUCCCACCGCAACUGGAUGGUAAAGUGUUUAUUGGAGCCACCGACUCAGCUGUGCCUUGUGCAAUGAUGCUAGAAUUGGCAAGGUCCUUGGAUAGACAGCUUUCUUUUCUGAAGCAAAGCAGCUUACCACCCAAGGCAGAUCUUUCUCUGAAGCUUAUUUUCUUUGAUGGUGAAGAAGCUUUUGUGAGAUGGUCCCCUUCAGAUUCCCUGUAUGGCUCCAGAUCUUUGGCCCAGAAAAUGGCAUCUACUCCUCAUCCACCGGGUGCCAGGAAUACGUAUCAGAUUCAAGGCAUUGAUCUUUUUGUGUUGCUGGAUUUAAUUGGUGCACGAAAUCCUGUUUUUCCUGUUUACUUUUUGAACACAGCUCGAUGGUUUGGGAGACUUGAAACCAUUGAACGAAACCUUUAUGAUUUGGGUUUGCUAAAUAAUUAUUCUUCUGAGAGGCAGUACUUCCGGAGUAAUUUACGUCGAUAUCCAGUUGAGGACGACCAUAUUCCAUUUUUGAGAAGAGGUGUCCCAAUCCUACACUUGAUACCAUCACCUUUCCCUAGAGUAUGGCAUACUAUGGAGGACAAUGAAGAGAAUCUUGACAAGGCAACUAUUGACAACCUCAGCAAAAUUCUGCAAGUUUUUGUGCUGGAAUAUCUCAACUUGGGAUAACUGUUACCCU